Molecule: messenger RNA, 1269 nt
Organism: Echinostoma caproni
Lineage: Eukaryota; Metazoa; Platyhelminthes; Trematoda; Plagiorchiida; Echinostomatidae
Source: the annotation of a GenBank genome assembly
AUGACAUUAAAUCAGCAGCAAAAAAAGGUGAUUGAUCAUCUUACUCAAAUUGAGGAAGUUGGUGAGUUGAUUCUGGCCAAACAGGAACAGUGCGUUUCUUGUGAUCGGAGUCGUCAAAAAACACGGGAGGCAAUUCGUGCCCUAACUAAACUGGAUGGCUCGAACAAGCAAUGGGCUUGUUUAUCCAAUCAAUUCUUCCUUCUUCCUCGUGAGCCCUUGAUCACCGCUUUACGAGAAGAUAUGAAAGUUUAUGAUUCUGAGAUUGAGAAGACUCGACAGCAGAUAAAGGAGGACAUGCAGCUACUCAAUGAAUUGGAAGAAAAGGAGCCUUUGAAAGGAUUUGAUCUGAUUGCUUUGUCCAAGGCUGAUAUCCCCAAUAUCGCACCGUUCGAUCCGGCCGAGGAUGUUCGAAUGAAACAGGAUUCACUAAAGAAAAACAAGCUGUUCGCCUGGACUCCUGCGCACGGUCAAUGCAGUGUGAUGUGCUUUCAUCCGCGAUCAGAUUUGACUCUGGCUUUGAUGAACCAAAAUGAAGUAUUACGAGUAAUCCAGGCCUGGUGUAAGGUUACAAAUGAGUGUCGGACUAAGAAGAAAGGUUGUCGCUGGUUGCAAAUAUUCGAGAAUCGGGGAGCUGCCGUUGGUUCUUCCAACAUGCAUCCACAUUGUCAGAUCUGGGAAUGUGGAUUUCUCCCCUCCUUGGCGAGUCGCUAUGAUCAAAACCAGUGGGCAUACUUUAAGGAACAUCAAAUUCCUCUCCUAGUGGACUAUGCUCAUCAAGAAGAGGAAAAGUUGGGUCAUUCUGAUUGCCGUAUUGUACUUCAAAACGAGCACUGGUUAGUAUUGGUACCUUGGUGGGCUUGUUGGCCAUUCGAGACGAUGAUCUUACCCCGGAAUCGUCAUAUUCGUUGGUUAGACGAACUCACAUCUACCGAGCAGGACAGUCUGACAUAUAUAACGCGUGAGCUGCUUAUCCGGUACGAUAAUUUGUUCCAAACGGAAUUCCCCUAUUCAAUGGGUUGGUACCAGGCCCCCAUGAACAAUGUGGCCACCGAUUUGUGGUGCUCCGCGUCAAGUUAUCGGGAACAGGCACACUGGCAAUUGCAUGCACUGUUUCAGCCGCCGCUUCUCCGAUCAGCCACAGUGCGGAAAUUCAUGUCCGGUUUUGAACUGCUUGCCGAAGCACAACGAGACGUACUGCCUGAGCGAGCAGCUGAGCUAUUGCGUCAGACUCCAGCAGUACACUACACACAGACAGUUAAACAAUCAUAG